GGAGGAAUGUUCCUUGAGUUAAGGAGCCAGGGGGGCAUCAUACAAAAGUCCUUAGCACGGAAGGUGAUGUGCUCGUUUAUUCGUGGUAGCAUAGACCAUGAGAUCGAGAACGGGGGGGAGGAGGAGGAGGAGAGUGAGGAGGAAGAUGAGGAAGAUGAGGUGGAUUGGGAGGUUGAGGAGGAGGAGGAGGAGGAAGGGCAAGAGGGGAGCCGAUACUUGAGUUUGGCAGCGAUCAAUGCGGGAGUGGGCAUCAACACUUUAUGCUUCGUGCUCAAUGCGGAAGCGCUGCUGCAGUCUUGUGCGUUGAUGGGGCGACUGAUGACCGAUACUUCUACCGCAGCUCCCGUCAGCAGCGACACUUCUUUCAUGCAGCUUGAGCAAGGGCCUCUUUUUUCGGAAACCGAGCAGCAGCACAAACUUACUCCAGAGAUGAACAAGGAGAGGAGGAAGACAAUGACUGCUUCGACAUCUGUCUGCUCACAUUCAUGGAUGGCAAGUAUUUUCAUCAUCCUCCUUAUCACUGGAAGAUUGGUGGAUGCGAAAUACAAGCCAGAUAGCAGGGAGCAAUCAACUUUGGGAAGACGCGAAGAGCGGAAGCUGAAUGCGGAGUAUGGUGUGCUGAACAUCACUGACCAAAUCCUUCUCAGGGAUCUUGGGGAUGUGCUUGCAUCUAGAACCGAUAGGUCUGCGGACACUGAGUAUCUCAUCACGGCCGUUGAUCUCUCUCUGGAUAUGAAAACUGUCUACUAUGCAGAAAAUGCUGCAAUAGUGACCAACACAUCAGAUUCCUCUAACAGGACAGUAGCAGUGUGGAAGGCAGAAUGGGUGGAGGGGCUUCAAUCGUACAAUGUUUCCCAUUUGGCUGGGGGCUGGCCUGUACUUAAUGAAGACCCCACAAAGCCUACAAAAGACUCAGAUGUGUCAGGCCUUUUGGUGCUUGAUGGUGGUUAUCUACUGGUUUCGCAAAAGCACAACGAUCGGAUCGAGAAGUUGGAAGUUUCAACGGGGAAGAGCGUGGACAAGUGGACCCUGGAGGCGCCCUUAGGCCUUGCAAAGCACCCAGCCCAGGAUGCCUUCUUUGCAUCCUCAGGUGAUCGCAUCAACAAAAUAUCGUUGACAGUGCCAUCGUUCUGGGUUAGCAUAGAUGUUAUCGCAGGUCCGGAAACCAACGUAUCAAAGGCAGGCUACGCGGACAGUGACGUGUCAACAGGGGUUAGAUUCAACGCUCCACUGAUUGGACCUCAAUCUAUUUCUCGUGACGGGAGAAAUUUGUAUGUUCUUGAUUAUUGGAAUAAUGUGGUGCGGCGUGUGAAUAUUACCUCAAGGGCUACCAAAACAAUUGCAGGAGGCAUGGAUACCAUGUUUGGCCUGGAAGGGGGGUUCAAUAGAUCAAGUCAGUGUAUUGUGACUGGGAACGGUUGCAACUUGUUUGUCGCCGGCCGUGGAAGACUCCACUGGCUGCCUCUUAACGACCCAGACGGCAACGUAUCAAGCAUCAAGAUAGUGGCAGAGCUGGUGGAGUCUAAUGGUUCCAGCGGAAAGCUCAUGGCUAUGGCCCUCACCACAGAUGAUCGUUACCUGUUCGUUGGGACGGGGGACGGCCGAAUCAUGAAACUGGAGAUAAAUGUCCCUGCCUUGCACCAGUGUAGCUUGGCUCCUCUACCUCCUGUUGAUUCUGGGAAGACCUCAGCCAGUACGAAUAUGUCACAAGUCAUGCCUCCUGCUGAUUCUGGGAAGAGUUCAACCGGUAUGAAUAUGUCACGAGUCAUGAUCUUUGUGGGUGUGGCACUGGGGUGUGCCAUUUUAUUCUUGGGCGUAGUCGUAUGCACAAUGUAUGCUAUUCGCGGGUUCAAACACAGUCCACGCAGUGCCAUUCCACCGCCCGAUACGAAAAUCACAGAGUCCUCUACAAGGACGGGGACCAGGACCAGUAUCUCUGUGAGCCUUCCGUCGAGUUCCGAUCCACUUCUCCCAACAGUCGUCCAGGAUAUCCCACUCUCUGUUAUACAAACGGCCAUAAAAAAUGGCACUUGCCUGCAUGGGAAGAGUGGUGCUUACGGUGAUGUGUACAGAGCAUCAUUGAUGGUGGGCCAGAAAAUGGUGGAUGUGGCCAUCAAGGUCAUGAAAGGCGAGUUCAACGAGAUGAAGCACAAGCAAUUCCGCGCGGAGGUAAACACACUGAGCAGUGUGCGGCACAGGCAUCUGUGCAAGCUGAUUGGUUUCUGCACCGAAGGGAAUAAGUUCAUCCUCGUGUACCCAUUCAUCUCAGGGGGUUCACUGUACGAUCGACUGCACGAGUGCAAAACAACAGCAGGAAAGGUGUUGGAAGAAAGCAAGGCCAUGGAUUCGGUCGGCAGCUGUAAUUUGCCGUUGACGUGGACAGAAAGAAUGUCGAUCGCAAGACAGAUAGCAACCUGCUUGCGUUACCUGCAUCAUGAGGCGGACCACCCGAUUCUUCAUCGUGAUGUGAAAAGCCGCAACGUGCUUGUUGAAGGGGAGGGGAAAGCGCUGCGCGCGUACUUGGCUGACUUUGGGCUAGCAAGGCCAGGGAGCUAUGGUCAUUCCGACGGAACCCCUUCUUCGGGUCAAACGACUGUGCCGACGUUGACAAGGUCCGGCACCCCAGGUUACAUGCCGCCGGAGUACAUUUACGAGUCAAAACUGACGAUGUCGAGCGAUGUCUUUGCGUUUGGGGUUGUGCUUCUGGAGCUUGUCACCGGAAUGCGCGCAGUUAUGAAGAUGAAUGAAGCUGAUUCUAUACCCCUCUACUUGUUGGUCAGGCAGAGGUGUGGCAAAGAGCUCCUGGUAGAAAAUGCGUUGAGUGUUUCCUUGAUGCCUGAGGAAUGGGCGAUGGCUGACACUAUUGUGGAACUCGCCCUGCGUUGCACAGAGGACUUCUCAUCUCAAAGGCCCGACAUGGGUCAGCAAUCUUUAAUGGAGAUUGGAUGGGGGUUUGAAGAGGGGCCGCCCCCCCACCUGGAAUUCGCGGAUCGGCCACGAUCGAAUGCGUUCAUGCGGCGCUGCUAUAAUGACCUUGAGGAGGGGCAAGGUCUUUGUGGCGACUUGGAGGAUAGACUCUACGACGACGACGACGACGAUAUCGCGAACGGCACUCGUGACAGCAGCAUCACCAUUGACGACGCGGUCGAUACCGGCAACCAUGACGACAGUAAUCAGCUCAUCUGCGUCGCCGAGGCCUGCAAAAACAACAACAACAGCAAUAACACAUUGACAGUGUCUGUGGCACAGGCCGCAAACAUCAACAACAACAACCACACGGUAGGAGGAGGAGGAGGAGGAGGAAAAGAAGAAGAAGAAGAAGAAGAAGAAGAAGAAGAAGAAGAAGAAGAAGAAGUGGAGGAGGAGGAGGAGGAGAAGAAGAAGGAGAAGAGGAUGCUGAGGAGGAGGAGGGAAAAAGAUGAAGAAGAAGAGGACGAGGAGAAGAACAAGACGAAGAGGAGGAGGAGGGAAACAGAUGAUGAGGAUGAGGAGGAGGCACCACUGUGCCGUGGGAAGACGCAGCGAGCGUCGGCAUCUAUCUCGUCACUCUUGUGGAUGACGAGUGCCUUCGUGCUUCUCCUCGUCGGUGGCACCUCGGUGGACAUGAACUGCAAGUCACCAGACAGUGGACACCACUUUGCCCUGCGAAGACACAGUGAGCGCCAGCGUCUAUCUCGUUUUGGAGAAGGGAAAAAAACGAAGAGGAGGAAGACAAUGAUCGCUCCAGCAUCUAUCUCGUCACUACUGUUGUGGAUGAAGAGUGCUCUCGUACUUCUCCUCUUCGCUGGCACCUCGGCGGGCGUGAACUGCAAGUCAGCAGAUUGCAGGCACCACUUUGCCCUGGGAAGAUCCAGCGAGCGCCGGAAACUAAAUGGCAUUGCAGAGUUGGGUGUCCUGAGCAUUACUGAUCAAAACCUUCUCAAAGAUCUUGGGGAUGUGCUGGUCUCUAGAACCGACAGAGCUUCUGACACCGCGUAUCGUAUCCACGCGGUUGAUCUCUCUCCGGAUGAGAAAACUGUCUACUACGCAGAGAAAGUUGAGACGAAGACGAAUACAACGAAUAGCGAAACGACGGCGGUGUGGAAGGCAGGAUGGGUUGAUGCUCUUCAAUCUUACAAUAUCUCCCAUUUUGCUGGACCUUGGCCAGUAAGAGAUCAAGAUGUUGGUAGGGGUCCAAACUCCUCAGAUGUAUCGGGGCUUUUGAUGCUCGAUGGUUCCAAUUUACUGGUUUCGCAGAAGCACAACGGCCGUCUCCAGAAGGUGGACGUAGCGACAGGGAGAGAGGGAGACUCGUGGGCCCUGUUGCAGCCCUUGGGACUGGCAAAGCACCCAGCCCAGGAGGCGUUCUUUGUGUCAUCCGGUGACCGCGUCAACAAAAUCUCCUUGACCGUACCGUCAUCCUGGGGUGCCAUAAAUGUUGUCGCGGGUCCGGAAACCAACAAAUCGGAGCGAGAGUACGUUGACAGCGAGGUUUCGGCAGAGGUUCGAUUCCGUGACCCAUUGAUUGGACCUCAAUCCCUUUCUCGUGAUGGGCGCAGAUUGUAUGUUCUCGACUAUUGGAACAAUGUCGUGCGGCGUGUGAACAUUCCCUCCGGGGCUACGAAAACAAUCGCCGGAAGUAGGGAUACCAUGUUUGGCCUUGAAGGGGGGUUCAACAGAGCAAGUAUGUGUAUCGUGACGAGGAAUGACUGCAAUUUGUUUGUCUCUGGCCGUGGAAGGCUCCAUUGGCUGCCUCUGGAAGAUCCGGACGGCAAUGUAACAAGCAUCAAGAUAGUCGCGGAGCUGGUGCUGUCUGAUGGUUCCCGUGGAAGCAUCAUGGCUAUGGCCCUUACCAGAGAUGAUCGUUACCUGUUUGCCGGGACAGGGGAUGGCCGGAUUAUGAAACUGGCGAUAAAUGCCUCUGCCUUGCACCAGUGUGGCUCCCCUGUUGGUUCUGCAAAGAACCUAUUAACCCGUAAAACUAUGCCGCGAGUCGUGACGAUUGUGGGUGUGUCCCUGGCAUGCAUCAUCAUCAUCUUGUGCGCUGCUGCAUGCGCAACGUAUGUCGUGCGGGGGUUCAGACACGGCUUGCACGGUGCACCCGCAGAGGGGACCACCAACACGACAAGAUCAACGGCAACCGUUGGUAUCUCGGGUGUGAGCGGUCCAUCAAGCGCUGCCGAUCCACUUCUCCCUUCGGUUAUCCGCGAGAUUCCACUCUCUACUCUGCAGGCGGCAAUUAAAAAUGGCACUCGCUUGGAUGGAAAGAGCGGCAGUUAUGGUGAUGUAUUCAAAGCCUCCUUGAUGGUGGGACCAGAAAUGAUGGACGUGGCCAUUAAGGUCAUGAAAGGGGAGUUCAGCAAGGAGAAGCACAAGCAAUUCAAGGCGGAAGUGUUCACACUCAGCAAUGUUCGGCACCGGCAUCUGUGCAAACUGCUCGGCUUCUGCACUGAGGGGAAUGCCUUCAUCCUCGUGUACCCAUUCAUCUCAGGGGGGUCACUGUACGAUCGACUUCACCCCGAGUUCCAAAACACAACUGUUACAGCAGACUCUGAGGUGUUUCAUCAAAAAGAGGGGCCCGGCUUGGACAAAGGUAGCAGUAGCGGUAGUAGCGGCAGUAGCGGUAGUAAGAUGCUUCUGCCACCGUUGACGUGGACAGAGAGGAUGUCGAUCUCGAAACAGAUAGCGACCUGCUUACGCUAUCUUCAUCGGGAAGUGGACAUGCCCAUCGUACACCGGGACGUAAAAAGCCGCAACGUACUCCUUGAAGGGCAGGGGAGUACACUGCACGCAUACCUGAGCGACUUUGGGCUAGCAAGGCCAGGGAGCUGUGAUCAUCCCGACGGAACUCCGUCGUCGGGGCAAACGACAGUCCCUACGUUGACGAGGUCCGGCACUCCAGGUUACAUGCCGCCGGAAUAUGCGUAUGAGUCAAAACUGACAAUGUCGAGCGAUGUCUUUGCAUUUGGGGUUGUGCUUCUGGAGCUCGUCACCGGAAUGCGGGCAGUUAUAAGGCUUAGCGAAGAUGAUUCUAUUCCGCUCUACAUGUUGGUCCGGAAGAGGUACGGCAAAGAGGUCCUGGUGGAAAACACAUUGAGGGUUUCCAUGACGUCUGAGGAGUGGGGAAUGGCCGACACCGUUGUCCAACUCGCCCUACGUUGCACCAACAAUUUCCCAUCACAAAGACCUCAUAUGGGUCAGGUAGUGCAGGAGAUUGAGGCAAUCUUGCAGGCAUAUCACUCAUCAGUGGGCCGAGAAGCGCCACCCGCGGGGCAUGCUUUGCCGCAUCCUCUCUGCGGGCCCUCUCCUGGGUGACCACCGGAACCGCUUUGACAGGAAGCAGUCAUCCGUGGGUCUGCUCUUUGCCCUCAAGUUUGCGGAUCGUGGCGGUAGAUAAGCAUCGCCACAAAGAGGAGGUUUAUCCUCGUUGGUUAACGGUAAGGACGUCAUCAGCUCUAUAGGAGCUUAUUAGGAAGUGACCGGCGAACUAAACCGAUGAUAUGGAAAACUGUAUACAAUAACAUGCCAUAACAUGUCAGCAUGGGCUGCUGUUAAGUGCCGAGUCUCCGUGAGAAAGAGGCCAGGCUGAUGUAGUUGAGUUGGAGAGCCAGAUCAUGAUGAUAGGUGAUCAUCUCGUACGGGUCGGAGAGGACUCCAGUAGUGCUGAGACUGAGACAAGGGUACGAGACAGCACCACAUGGGGUGCUGCAAUUCUACCCCAUUUGAGAGAAGUGGCGCACAAGAAAUCAAUGGCACAUGGCGGC
This is a messenger RNA of Chara braunii, 6743 nucleotides long. The record is from the annotation of a GenBank genome assembly. NCBI's taxonomy places the organism in Eukaryota, Viridiplantae, Streptophyta, Charophyceae, Charales, Characeae.